Morone saxatilis (striped sea-bass) is the source of this 944-nucleotide messenger RNA. RefSeq names its product caspase-1-like. Gene Ontology annotation, biological process: regulation of apoptotic process; proteolysis. Bases 88 to 597 code for a protein of 169 amino acids. The record is from RefSeq and is a predicted model, not a curated record. The transcript is spliced from 5 exons. Gene Ontology annotation, molecular function: cysteine-type endopeptidase activity. NCBI's taxonomy places the organism in Eukaryota, Metazoa, Chordata, Actinopteri, Moronidae.
CCCGCCCCCUCAAAGUGUCGGUCUGCAGAGACACAGACUUGAACUUUAGCAGCAGUUGAGAUUAAAAGACGAGGAAGUCAAGGCAGAAUGGGGAACUGGUUUUCGGCUGCGUCUCCGGAAACGUCACGGCAUGCUGAAACUCAGAGGGAAGCAGGAAGCUCGACAGUCAGCGCCCACAGCGGGGGUGUGGUCAACACACCUCGGCUCUCUGGUGUUCAUGUGGGAGGGAAUAUAAACAUCAACACAUAUGUCCAACAACCUGCCAGCACAGAACAGACUCACCACAUUUCUCCCACAACCGAAGAUCUACAUCAAGACCGUCAGAGGGAGUCGCCACAGAAGAGGUUGUUGUCAGUUCGGGCACAGUUUGUUAAUUCAGCGUCUGAACCUGUUCUAAAGCAGCUGCUGGAUGAACUUUUUCAAAAGAAAAUCAUAACUCAAGAAGAAAUGGAUACGGCCAGAACUAAAACCAAGGCUGAGAUGGCUCGAGAUGUGAUUGACAUGGUGCGAAACAAAGGACCAGAAGCCAGUUUGUUCCUGAUCGAGGUCCUCAGAGGGCUGGAUCCAUACCUCGCUGAAACUCUGGGCCUGAGCUGAAGUGGAAAUGAGAGUAUGAGAGUAAAGCUUUGUUUGACUUUGGUUGGGGGACCAGGGAGGAAAAGUCAGUUUGAUUUUUUUAUGUUGCGCUCCUGCCCCCCUAAACUGGGACGUAACAGUCCUCUUAAGAUUAAUUUGGCCACAGUAACAGUUCAAAUGUAGUAGAAUUGAGUUUGUUUUACAGAAAAUUAAAAAAAUUCUGAUUCAUUUUUUAAUUUUAUUUGAUAAAUUCAGGAAGUAUCAAAUCAAAACAUCCACAGAGCGACCAGAUUGAUCAUAUACCUUUCCACUACCCUACCUUAACCCCAUGAGCUAUGAAUCCAGGUGAAUUCUGCUAUAAUACAAAU